Peronospora belbahrii is the source of this 684-nucleotide messenger RNA. Lineage: Eukaryota; Oomycota; Peronosporomycetes; Peronosporales; Peronosporaceae. The record is from the annotation of a GenBank genome assembly.
AUGACUACUGGAGAGUCACCUGGGGGUGCAAUAGGGAACUCGGAUGCUUCGACUACGCUGGAUAUGGCUCACACAAGUGGCUUGUCCAAGCGUAAAUUAAGGUCGGAUGUGUCCAUAAGUGCGCUUCUUAAAAUGGUCGAUCCUGAAGAAUUUUCUGGAUUAAAGUCCAAACUGACAAACCUGGAAUUCAAUUCCAACGUAGAUGCAUUUUUCUCAAGGGCUAAUUACAUAGUUCGCAUUGCAGCAUGGAAGGCGAAAUUGGCAACGCCGAGAAAUUUGUAUUCGUUGUAUGGUCUUCGUCAUCUAGACGACACGGAGCUUUUACAGAGCAAGGAUUUCUACAGUUGGGUUUUGGCGGUCCGAAACCGCUACAAAGAUAAUGCGGAUCCCACCAAUAUCGUCAAUCCGCGGAAAGCGGAUAUCAAAAUCGUCGAAGCGCUGGAAGUGGAGCGUGGCGACAAAACGAUUGCAACGCUGCUUGAAAUCGGGCAAAACGGUCAUGUGUCGGAAAGAAAUACAAUCAAGGAGUUGCAAAAUGCUCAGUUUCAGCUGUGGUUCAACAGAGGGUGGACGAGAGAUACUGUCAUCAUCAACUUCUCAAAAAAUACAAAGCAAUAUGACAAAGACAUCUUUGGCAUUGCAAACAACUUUGACAAAUAUCGCAAAGAUCGAGUACAUCCAUAG